AUGCCUCCUAGCCAACCUCAGGGACAGGAUAAUAAGGAUAAUAAAGACAAAAAAGCCGAGCCGCCAAAGAAGAAGUGGGAGCCGCCUCUGCCGACGCGUGUUGGCAAGAAGAAAAGACGUGGACCAGCUACCGCCUCUAAACUACCCCCCGUCUUCCCUGCUACACGGUGCAGGCUUCGUCUACUUAAGAUGGACCGCAUUAAAGACUACCUGCUCCUAGAAGAGGAAUUCAUUCACAACCAAGAGCGUAUGAAGCCCGAAUCAUCUCGUGAGGAGAAGAAUCAGGAUGAAAGGUCUAAGGUGGAUGAUAUUAGGGGGACGCCGAUGAUGGUGGGCACGCUAGAGGAGAUUGUUGAUGAUGAUCACGCUAUCAUCAGUACUGCAAGUGGCCCGGAGUCCUACGUUUCGAUCAUGAGUUUCGUGGACAAGGACAGGAUCGAGCCUGGGUGUUCAGUCCUACUAAACCACAAGAACCAGGCGGUAGUCGGCGUACUGGAGGACGAUACCGAUCCUCUAGUUAGUGUCAUGAAGUUAGACAAGGCUCCCACGGAAAGCUACGCCGAUAUCGGUGGUCUCGAGAACCAGAUCCAAGAAAUCAAGGAAUCCGUCGAACUCCCACUAACACAUCCGGAGUUAUACGAGGAGAUGGGGAUCAAGCCGCCGAAGGGCGUCAUCCUUUACGGAGUUCCCGGAACAGGAAAGACCCUCCUUGCCAAGGCAGUCGCAAACCAAACGUCCGCAACAUUCUUGCGCGUGGUCGGUUCUGAGCUUAUCCAGAAGUAUCUUGGUGACGGUCCGAAGCUUGUUCGCGAACUCUUCCGUGUAGCCGAAGAACAUGCCCCAAGUAUUGUCUUCAUUGAUGAAAUUGAUGCUAUAGGUACCAAACGGUAUGAUUCAACAUCAGGUGGCGAGCGUGAAAUUCAAAGAACGAUGUUGGAACUACUUAACCAGCUUGAUGGCUUCGAUACUCGUGGCGACGUCAAAGUUAUCAUGGCCACAAAUAAGAUUGAGACGCUAGAUCCCGCACUUAUCCGACCAGGUCGUAUAGACCGAAAGAUUGAAUUCCCAUUGCCUGAUGUGAAGACCAAGCGGCAUAUCUUCCGAUUACAUACGUCACGCAUGAGCCUGAGCGAAGAUGUCGAUCUAGAAGAGUUCAUCAUGGCCAAGGAUGAUCUUUCCGGUGCUGAUAUCAAGGCCGUCUGUACAGAGGCUGGUAUGUUGGCUUUGCGAGAACGUCGGAUGCGGGUGACAAAAGCAGACUUCACUGCUGCGAGGGAAAAGGUUUUGUACAGGAAGAACGAAGGCACUCCCGAAGGCCUGUAUCUGUAG
This is a messenger RNA of Suillus subaureus, 1329 nucleotides long. Its product is annotated as P-loop containing nucleoside triphosphate hydrolase protein. The record is from RefSeq and is a predicted model, not a curated record. Gene Ontology annotation, molecular function: proteasome-activating activity; ATP binding; ATP hydrolysis activity. The transcript is spliced from 5 exons. The coding region runs from base 1 to 1329 and encodes 442 amino acids. Gene Ontology annotation, biological process: proteasome-mediated ubiquitin-dependent protein catabolic process. Lineage: Eukaryota; Fungi; Basidiomycota; Agaricomycetes; Boletales; Suillaceae. Gene Ontology annotation, cellular component: proteasome regulatory particle, base subcomplex.